Messenger RNA from Mesitornis unicolor (brown roatelo), 3710 nucleotides. RefSeq names its product N-ethylmaleimide-sensitive factor (gene NSF). Lineage: Eukaryota; Metazoa; Chordata; Aves; Mesitornithiformes; Mesitornithidae. The transcript is spliced from 20 exons. Gene Ontology annotation, biological process: intra-Golgi vesicle-mediated transport; Golgi to plasma membrane protein transport; SNARE complex disassembly. The coding region runs from base 2 to 2218 and encodes 738 amino acids. Gene Ontology annotation, cellular component: Golgi stack. Gene Ontology annotation, molecular function: ATP hydrolysis activity; ATP binding. The record is from RefSeq and is a predicted model, not a curated record.
UAUGCAAGCAGCCCGAUGUCCCACCGACGAGCUGUCCUUAACCAACUGCGCUGUGGUGAAUGAGAAGGACUUCCCGUCUGGGCAACAUGUUGUUGUGAAGACUUCGCCCAACCACAAGUACAUUUUCACCCUGAGGACCCAUUCCUCAGUUGUUCCUGGCAGCAUCGCGUUCAGCUUGCCCCAGAGGAAAUGGGCUGGACUCUCUAUCGGACAAGAGAUCGACGUCUCCUUGUACACCUUCGACAAGGCGAAGCAGUGCAUCGGCACCAUGACGAUCGAGAUCGAUUUCCUGCAGAAGAAGAACAUUGACUCCAACCCCUACGACACGGACAAGAUGGCUGCGGAGUUCAUCCAGCAGUUCAACAGCCAGGCCUUCUCAGUGGGCCAGCAGCUUGUGUUCAGUUUUAAUGACAAACUUUUUGGGCUGUUAGUAAAGGACAUGGAAGCCAUGGACCCCAGCAUUCUCAAAGGAGAGUCUGGAGCAAGCAAGAAGCAGAAGAUUGAAGUUGGUUUGGUUCUUGGAAACAGUCAAGUUGCCUUUGAAAAAGCUGAGAACUCCUCUCUUAACCUGAUCGGUAAAUCAAAGACCAAGGAGAACCGCCAGUCGAUCAUCAACCCGGACUGGAAUUUUGAGAAAAUGGGCAUUGGGGGCCUUGACAAAGAAUUCUCGGAUAUUUUCCGACGAGCUUUUGCUUCUCGAGUUUUUCCACCUGAAAUUGUGGAGCAAAUGGGCUGCAAGCACGUGAAAGGCAUUCUCUUGUACGGGCCUCCAGGCUGUGGUAAAACACUCAUGGCGAGACAGAUCGGCAAGAUGCUGAAUGCCAGAGAACCAAAGGUGGUCAACGGGCCAGAAAUCCUCAAUAAAUACGUGGGCGAGUCCGAGGCCAACAUCCGCAAGCUGUUUGCUGAUGCAGAAGAAGAGCAGAGGAGGCUUGGAGCAAACAGUGGUGUGCACAUCAUCAUCUUUGAUGAGAUCGAUGCAAUCUGCAAGCAGAGAGGGAGCAUGGCGGGCAGCACGGGCGUCCACGAUACCGUUGUAAACCAGUUGCUGUCUAAAAUCGAUGGCGUGGAGCAGCUCAAUAACAUCCUGGUGAUUGGAAUGACCAACAGACCCGACCUGAUUGAUGAGGCUCUGCUGAGACCGGGGAGGCUGGAGGUGAAGAUGGAGAUUGGCUUGCCGGACGAGAAGGGCCGAUUUCAGAUUCUUCACAUCCACACCGUGCGGAUGCGGGAGCACCAGCUGCUGUCUGAGGAUGUGGACAUUGCAGAACUGGCAGUGGAGACUAAAAACUUCAGUGGUGCUGAGUUGGAGGGUUUAGUUCGAGCUGCUCAGUCCACUGCUAUGAACAGGCACAUUAAGGCCAGCAACAAAGUGGAGGUGGACAUGGAGAAGGCGGAGAGCUUGCGUGUGACAAGAGGAGACUUCUUUGCAUCUCUGGAGAAUGACAUCAAGCCAGCGUUUGGAACCAACCAGGAAGACUAUGCAAGCUACAUCAUGAAUGGCAUUAUUAAGUGGGGUGAUCCAGUAACAAGGGUAUUGGAUGAUGGGGAGCUGCUUGUCCAGCAGACCAAGAACAGUGACCGUACUCCUCUGGUUAGCGUUCUUCUAGAAGGUCCCCCGCACAGUGGGAAGACUGCGCUAGCGGCAAAAAUAGCGGAAGAGUCCAACUUUCCCUUCAUCAAGAUCUGUUCUCCAGAUAAGAUGAUCGGAUUUUCUGAAACGGCCAAGUGUCAGGCUAUGAAGAAGAUCUUCGAUGACGCGUACAAGUCCCAGCUCAGCUGUGUGGUCGUGGACGACAUUGAGAGACUGCUGGAUUACGUUCCGAUUGGACCGCGGUUCUCUAAUCUGGUGUUGCAAGCCCUUCUUGUACUGCUGAAGAAGGCCCCCCCUCAGGGCCGCAAGCUCCUGAUCAUUGGCACCACCAGCCGCAAGGAUGUCCUGCAGGAGAUGGAGAUGCUGAACGCUUUCAGCACCACAAUCCACGUGCCCAACAUUGCAACGGGGGAGCAGCUGAUGGAGGCUUUGGAGCUCCUGGGUAACUUCAAAGACAAGGAGCGCAGCACGAUUGCACAGAACGUCAAAGGGAAGCCUGUCUGGAUUGGCAUCAAGAAGCUGCUGAUGCUGAUAGAAAUGUCAUUACAAAUGGAUCCCGAGUAUCGGGUGAAAAAGUUCUUGGCUCUUCUGAGAGAAGAAGGAACAGUUCCUUCCCUAGACUGAAGGUGGACCAAGUGCAAGAUCAACAGCUGGAAAAGUGACCAACCUGGAGAACAGACACUGGGAUCUUUACUCUUCUGUGUUCAACACACUGGACAAAGUGAAAUGCUCCCCCGUUUCCAAGAACCCCAUGUGGAAUCUGCAUGUUUAGUGCAAUACGGUAUCUUUGUUCUUCGUCUGCAAUACACUGAUGUCACGUGGAAGUGUCCUCUAGAACACCGUGCUUUUGUCUCCGUGCAGGCCGGGCUGCGUUCUCGUUUGGUUUUAGCAUGGGGGAAAUGUGCUGUCAGUUUUGAAGCUAACGCUCACUUGUGUCCAGCACCCGGUUGCUACACCAGGAAAGAAAUCCUGAUUUCUAAUAAAACCUGACGGUCUUUGCUGAAGGCUUGCUGAAGUUCUGCUCUGUGUUUUCCUGAUCUGAUGAACGCUUCCUUGUUCUGUCAGCCUGUGCCUCACUGAGCGCUGGGCCAGGCUGAUCACCCAGAGGCAGUGCCCGCAGUAAUUGGGCUCCAGAACUGCGAGGUGCUGAUAGCGGCUUCCUUUGACACCCGGCUGCUUGCUGGCCUGAUGGUGUAUGGGCAGUGGCACACGGGGCUGGAAGGGGGCAGGGAAGGAUGUUGAUCAGAGUAGAGGAAGCUUCCAAAUCCAGUAGUGAGGGCAUCAAAGCUUGUCAAUUCAGCAGCGGUUGUCGAGAGGCUCAUUCCAAACCGAAAGCUCUUCAUGAGUGCAAUGUUGAUGGCAGCUUUGGCAUUGCCAGCCUCGUUAUAUCCCGUUUUUCUGCCGUGUUACCAAAGGUUGGAAUUCCUCCUUAGAGACAGAGGAAGCCGAGCUCUGCAGAUGCACGAGAUGUGUAUGGCCGUGUUUUUGCACUAAAAUAAAGGAAUGUAAAGGCUCUGCUGCGUGGUCUUUCCCCAGCAGUCAUCUCGUGUCAAUGAGGUGCUGCCGAUGACAACUGCACGAGGCUGCUCCCCUCUGGUUCCUUGGCUCCACACGUUUAAUAAGGUUCAUGGAACAUACCUCAAUUUGGUGGGGCAUGAAAUCAAAGCCAUUUAUGAGAUCUUAGUCAGUGUAGCUUCCUAGGCUUGACCAGACACGCUGCUGAGGGCUACCAGCUUGCACCCAGAGCGGUGUUCCCAGGAAGGAGGGAGCUUCACGUUCCUUCAGGCCCGGAGGUGAAGGUGCUGUCGUCCUUAGCGCAUUGCAGCGGUCGGAGCGUUUUAGUCACUCCACUGUGGUUUCUGUUCCUUUGGCAGUGCUGUUGUGUUGUGGUGACGUCGCGAGGCCCAGUGGUUGUUGUCCCCUCUCAUUCUGUGUACGAUCUUGUGAAUUUAUUUGUUCCUUCCUUUCCUCUGCGAGUCCCAGCGACAGCAGCGCACAUUAACUUAUACUUCAGAGUAAAUGAUGUAAACCUUAUUGUGUCUGUGUCCAGAACUAUAUCGAUGAAUAAAUAUCUGGUUUAAUUGCACAUUCAAUGGAUUCAAUAAAAAGCACAACU